This is a messenger RNA of Durio zibethinus, 980 nucleotides long. RefSeq lists its product as uncharacterized. Lineage: Eukaryota; Viridiplantae; Streptophyta; Magnoliopsida; Malvales; Malvaceae. The record is from RefSeq and is a predicted model, not a curated record.
CAUGAUCGGUACUCAAGCAUUUAAUUCUGUCUUGCUAUGCAAGCUUCGUUUAUUUUGUUGUUGUAAAGCUACUAGUACCGUUAGUGCAGCGCCUUUCGUUUGGCGGGAGAUUUCAUUUUCUCCUCUGCUAAUUCGGUCCAUCUUAGGGAAAAUCUCCGUUUCUCUCUCUCCUCCCUGUCCCGAUCAAUUCAAAUCCUUGGUCAUUAGUAGUAAUUCAAAUCCUCGGUCAUGGAUGACGGCGCGCCUCUACCCUCCGAAAUUACCACUCGUCGUUCGAAAAUGGCUAGGGUUCAAGAUCGAGGCGGUGGAGAUGAGCCUAGCGAGCCAAACAGUAACAAUAGGGAGAAUCAAGAAAGGAGCAGCCAUGCCCGUGAGGGGAUCCCCAACCUGGAGGAGCGGGAGGGUUCACCCGAUGAUUUCGAAGAAAUUCGUCCCAAAACUAAGCAAAGUCGAGCUGCUGAGGGAACUUCUGAUAUCUCGAACAGAGCGGACGAGAGUUUAAUCGGUUGGGGAGGGGAGGCAAUAGGCUCAGAUCGGAAAUUUAUUUACAUCUUAAGGUUGGCGUUUAGAGGCAUUAAGCAAGGUUGGGUAGUUAUUUUUUGCAUACAAUGCUUAUGAGGAAGAAAACGGGAAAUGACUUUUAAUGAUUUAACAAGCAAAGAAGUCUAAGUUGGUGAAAGUUUUCAUCCUUACAAAUUUAUCUUUUCCAAAGACAUUUUUGUACAUUUGGUGCAUGUGAACAAUUGAGGCAAUUUAUUUUGAAAGUUUAAAAUGCCAAUAGUGGUUGUGAUGGUCGUUACAAAGGAAAACUAAUUAGAUGGAAUGUCCUAGGAAUUACUUCCAAGUUCGAUCUCCACCUUCAUCAAUCUGGCCUACAUGCUUCUGAGGAACAAUUACCUCAUCAUUAAAUAAACUUUUAAGGCAUUCAAAAUGACAUUGAUAUGCGCUGAUUAUAUACUGCCUUCAGUAAUUAAGUAUUU